Cuscuta campestris is the source of this 1473-nucleotide messenger RNA. NCBI's taxonomy places the organism in Eukaryota, Viridiplantae, Streptophyta, Magnoliopsida, Solanales, Convolvulaceae. The record is from the annotation of a GenBank genome assembly.
GUUGGAGAUCUCGCACGAAGCCUACCACGAAUGCAUGCAAGUGAGGCAAGACGUGCUAGCACCAUCUCUAUGUGAGACCCUCGAGAUGAUGAGAUACGGAGGUUGAGAGAAGAGCUAGACGACAUUAGAGCUUCCCAAGUGCGUGAACUAUUGUCGAUUAUAGAAGAGAUGACCUGAUGAGAUACGGGGUUUGCACGCGCUUGUUGAAUAUUUUAUUAGAAUUGAAGAACAUUAUAUUAAACUUAAGUUUGAUGGUUAUUAAAAAGUAUUUUAAUUCAAAAAGUCAAAAACCAACCUGUUUCACCGAGCUUUAUUCGGCUCUCCUUCCAAUCAUCCCUCACCCCCCUUGUAUCAGAUCCUCAAACCCUAGUCUUCAUCAUCAAAGAAAUGGUUGCAGAAGCGCCUCUAGACAUGUCUCUGGACGAUCUCAUCAAGAUGAACAGGAAGCCGGUGGCAGGAAAUCACCGGGGAAGAACCCGCGGAUCUGGCCUCGGACCGGUUCGCCGGAUUUCCAACCGCUCCAUUAACAGACCUGCGCCCUACGGCACCUCCAAGCUUCUCGAGGCACCGGAUUCGGCUUGGACUCAUGACAUGUUCGAUGCGGCCCAGCAGAUGGCGUUUCCCGGUCAAUUCAGUGCUGUUGGCCGACCUGCUUCCAUCGAGACUGGCACUAAGCUCUACAUCUCUAACCUUGACUAUGGCGUCUCUAAUGAAGAUAUCAAGGAACUCUUCAAUGAGGUUGGUGACCUUAAAAGAUAUUCAAUUCAUUACGAUAAGAGUGGAAGAUCAAAGGGAACAGCAGAAGUUGUCUUCGCGCGCCGACAAGAUGCUUUAUCAGCUUUGAAAAGGUACAACAAUGUUCAACUUGAUGGCAAACCAAUGAAGAUAGAGAUGGUAGGAGUAAGCAUUGUGGCCCCUUCUGUUCAACCUGUAUUUGGUGGUGCAUUUGGAGAUUUCAAUGGAGUUCCAAGAAGUGGCCAAGGACGGGGUGGCGGUUUUGGGAGGCCACGAGGCAGCCGGGGAAGAGGUCAAAGGGGGUUCCGAGGAGGAGGUCGAGGCCAAGGCAGAGGGCGCGGAGGAGAGAAGAUAUCCGCACAAGACCUUGACGCGGAAUUGGACAAGUACCAUUUGGAAUCAAUGCAAGAAGUUUGAUUGAUUAGUUCCUCUCAUCAUAUUGUUGUUUCCCUAGACUUUCUUGUGUAUCUGCUCUGCCAAUUUGUGCUUUAUGAUUUGCACAGCUCUCUUGCUUUGUUCUGUAGCCUUGUAGAAUUGCAUUUAACUUGUGCUUGUCACAUGGUAUUUUUUUUUUUAAUUUCUAACUCUUGUGUAAUUUCCUAAUAUCUUACUCCAUAACAAUUAAUGUCCUUUCCCCUCCUUCCUAUAGUCAUAUAGGGAGUACCUUGUGUUAAAAUAUACCCCCCUGCAGUUUUUGAGAAGUUUUGAAAAAUAAAAAAAUGAAUGUUUGUAAUUUAU